Phymastichus coffea is the source of this 917-nucleotide messenger RNA. Its product is annotated as odorant receptor 45b-like. The transcript is spliced from 3 exons. NCBI's taxonomy places the organism in Eukaryota, Metazoa, Arthropoda, Insecta, Hymenoptera, Eulophidae. Gene Ontology annotation, biological process: sensory perception of smell; detection of chemical stimulus involved in sensory perception of smell. Gene Ontology annotation, molecular function: olfactory receptor activity; odorant binding. The record is from RefSeq and is a predicted model, not a curated record. The coding region runs from base 198 to 518 and encodes 106 amino acids. Gene Ontology annotation, cellular component: plasma membrane.
AUCACACACAAAAAAUAAUGAAAAUUAAAUUUUAAAUGAUUUUAGUCUUUCAAUGUUGGUUAUGAUAUCGAAGACAUCUUCAAUUCCGUUAAUUUGGUGCAACUUAUAAAUUUCACUGUCAUAUUCUGUUUACUUGGAUUUCGAGCUGUCAUUAUAAAUGCACAUAUUUUUCAAAAUAAAUUUUAAUAUAUUUAUAGAUGAUAAAGCAUACCGACGGUACUUUAACAGAAGCGCUAUUUGUCGUUGGUUUCACAUACUUGUCAAGUAACUUAUUCAUAUGCUGUUACGUAGCUAAACAGUUGCGCACAGAGAGUUUAGCAGUGGAAUUAGCUAUGUAUGAGAGUGCCUGGUAUAAUAUGAAAACAAAAGAAUCGCAGUUAUUACUCAAUAUAUUGCUGCGGUCGAAAAGACCCUUCGAAAUAACUGCUAGAAAGUUUUUUAUUUUUUCAUUGGAUACUUUUAGUUUGUCGAUGAAAACGUCCGCCAGUUAUGUCUGUAUUGAUAACGAUGAAAAAUGAAGCCAACAGUUAAAAAGAAAUAUUAAAAAAAAACCGUAGCCUACAAAUAAUUGCUCUUGUAUUUAGUUGAACAAAAAGACUUUCUAUAAAUAUACAUUAAAACUUGAAAAAGUCAAUAUCACUUACAGUAGGUGAUCGGUUAGAGGCAGGCAGACUAUCGUUGAAAGAAGUAGUGAAUUUAUGGAGGAAAAAAUGUAAUUGCCGUCAGUUUAUAUUAUUGAGCAUAUCAUUCAUUUCAGUUUUGAAAUUUUACCUUGUAAAUAAUACCUUCGAUAAUUCUUCAUAACUAUCAGUAGAUCUAUUAUUGCCUUAGCAAAUUUAAUUAUAAAUUUUCUUACAUGAUUUCGUCACCAAAUAAUAAUUAUUUGACUUAUACAGUAACUAUAUUUUGCCCGUUCA